This is a messenger RNA of Etheostoma cragini (Arkansas darter), 2465 nucleotides long. It is a transcript of the gene apold1b, whose product is annotated as apolipoprotein L6. Bases 569 to 2230 code for a protein of 553 amino acids. The transcript is spliced from 18 exons. Gene Ontology annotation, biological process: lipid transport; lipoprotein metabolic process. The record is from RefSeq and is a predicted model, not a curated record. NCBI's taxonomy places the organism in Eukaryota, Metazoa, Chordata, Actinopteri, Perciformes, Percidae. Gene Ontology annotation, cellular component: membrane; extracellular region. Gene Ontology annotation, molecular function: lipid binding.
ACACACGCUAGCUGUAAUGUAACUAUUCACACUCAACUUUUAGGAUGUGGCGUAUUGACCCAUUUUUACACUGUAACUCUCCAGUUUUCGCCUUUUAAACUGAAACUUUCUCUGAAAUCAGAGCAGGCACAUUGUGGUCUGCCAGUUUUCGCCUACCCGGUUUAACGUGUCUGAAGGAGAAGUGAAGGACCGUGUUGCACAACUGUUGAACUCUUUUAACCCUUGUGUUGUUGCGGCGUUGUACUUGUCAGUCUGUUGUUCUGUCGCAACAGUGAGGAUCUAAACAACCCCACAGAGUACAGCCCAACAGACAGGAAGCAGGAAUGAUCACCUACAGCGAGGUCACAAGCAAGCCUAGCCCAAAGACCAAGGCCCUCUCUACAGUCUGCAAAGCUCGUUCCUCAGGGUCACUAUAACAGGAAGCAGGCUCCACACAGGUGAUCAGUCAGUGUCCCAGCUGUAGCCUCCUUAACAUAUAAGGGUAAAUGAACAGGACGAGAGGGCGUGCAUCAAUUUAUGGAAUGUUUUAUAACUUGUAUUUCAGAACCCUGGUGUGUUCAGAGGGACAAUGCAGAACGUCAACCCAUUUAAGUCCAGCCCCCAGGUUUCUCAAGCUGCAUCUUCAGAGUCGCUGGAACAGGGUCGGGCUUCAGACACUAAACAGAACCCGGGUAUGUUAAAAGGGUUGAUGCAGACAGUCAACCCGUUCAAGCCUUCAGCACAGGUGCCAAAGAGUGAUCCUCAAAAUGAUGCUGCCAAUCCACCAGAGACGGGAAAAGAACUUCGUGGCAAACAGAAUCCAUCAAUGAUUGCAGCAAUGAUGCGGAAAGUCAACCCAUUCAAAUCCUCCCAGCCACAGGAUAACCAGCCUCUUCCCACUCACCUUUCCUCCAGCACUGGGAGCCUAGCAGCCGGUAGCAGCGUGCCAGAGAAGCAGGAAGACCAAGCUAUUCACAGUGAGCACUCCUCCAGCUCAGACAGUGUGAAUGACAGCACCAUAGAGAGACACUCUAUUUGGUAUACUAAUGCCAGCUGCGAGGUGAAAAACCAGCCAACGGAGGCACCGAGGAAGGGGACUAUGACUUUGAGAUUAAGGAGAAUUCUGCCCACUGUUUUAUUUGGAUCUGGAACAAAGGAAUCAUCAUCUGACACUCAAGCACUCCCCCGGGAAGUAGUGGAAGUUGAGACACUAGAGAUGGCUGAAGUACCAGUGCCCAGUGAAGGAACUGUCCUGGACCCUCUAGAAAAUGAGGAAGGCCUUUUAGCGUGGUGGAGAACAGUAGGGGGCUGGGAUGAGUGGAAUCAGAGCAACCAGAACGAUGAACCUGAAGAAGUGGUGGAACAGGCAGCUGAUCGUGUCUUCAUGGCAGCUCAACUUUUUGUUCGCUUUUUUAACCAGCGUGGCGCCUCACUCCAGCAGCGAAUCCUGGAGCUGCUCGCUUUGGCGGAUUCAGCCGACAUUUUCCAUAAGAAAACCGUCAAGGCCUGUGUCGGUGGUGGGGUGGCCAGUGUUGCUGGGUCUAUCACCACUAUCACUGGCCUCGUUUUAGCACCCUUUACAGCAGGAGCAUCGCUCAUUGUCACUGCCGUAGGCAUCGGUGUAGCCACGGCAGGUGGGGUGGCGUCUGCUUCAGCCAACAUCACCGACACAGUCCAUUCAAAGACAGACCGCAAUAAGGUGGAGCAGAUGAUCAAAGACUACGAGGAGGAGAUGAAGGACAUCAAAAAGUGCCUAGAGUUUUUGCAGGAAGGGAUGGAGACGCUUGAGGAGUGGAACUUUGAGAAGUAUGUUGAGAGCAUCGCAAGGAAGCACCUUAACAAGAACGUUGAACAUGUAAUGAAGGAGGGCGGGCGGGCCGGAAAGGCUUUAAUGAUCAACACAGAGAGCCUGAUUAGUACUGUUCAGGUCCUCAGUGUUGCAGGGGGUGCUGCUAAAGCCGCCCAAGUGAUGAGCGUUACCACUGGAGUUAUGUCAGGUCUCUUCCUGGCUCUCGACAUCUUCUUCCUGGCAAAGGACACCAUGGAGUUAAAAAAGGGAGCCAAGACAGAGUUUGCUGCUAAGAUUCGAGAGGUUUGUAGGGACCUGCAGGAUGGGCUGCUGGAGCUAAACCGCAUCAAGGAACAGCUGCAGAAAACGAUUGAUGGAAUAGAGGUGGAGGUAGACAAGGAGGAAGAGGAUGAACCGCUUUUAAGGUCUGAGUUGAAGAAACUUGUUGACUUUGAAGAAUAAGGCUCCUUAGAUAACCAAACCAAAUGUUGACAGACAACAAGACAGUUAAGACAAAUUAUUUCUCCCAAGAACUGUUUUCCCUUGGGUUUGUGGAAGACUUGGAUGGACAAAUUUGGCGGGGCUCAUUUGUACGAAGCACAUUAUGUUAAAUUAACUUGCAUGAAAUGUGCCAUAGAAAUAAAGUUUAAAUAGAUCUGAGAAAUUAUUUUGCUUGGCUUAGGUGCAGCACCUUAGC